Messenger RNA from Alnus glutinosa, 1076 nucleotides. RefSeq lists its product as uncharacterized. Bases 121 to 576 code for a protein of 151 amino acids. The transcript is spliced from 3 exons. NCBI's taxonomy places the organism in Eukaryota, Viridiplantae, Streptophyta, Magnoliopsida, Fagales, Betulaceae. Gene Ontology annotation, molecular function: glycosyltransferase activity. The record is from RefSeq and is a predicted model, not a curated record.
UGGCACAGUUCAUAUAUAACACAGGGACGCUUGAAGCUUCUCUUCAGUGGCGAGGGAGUGUCACUUGGGUUGGAACCCAAAGACCCAUUUCACUCUAAGCUCAGAUCAGUUCAAACCCACAUGCGCGGGCUAAGGUUUCUUGGCUCUACAACUCGACUUUUCUUCUCUUCUUCUUCUUCUUCUUCUUCUUCUUCAUCCGUGAACAACAAGUCCAGCAAUGUUAGUGAUGAUGAAGGUGUUUAUGACGAGGAUGAUGGUGUUGAUUAUGAUGACGAGUUUGAGAGGGAUGAUUUAGCUGAUUUCAGAGGGCUGGUCUUGGACAUCUCAUACGUACAGGCCAAUCAAUGUUGUCUACUGGAAGCGUGCUAUUUGUUUGGAAUCCAUGGAAAAGCAAUCAAUAAACCAGCUGCGGUCCUUCAUUGGCUUAAUCAUGCAAAUAUUGAUGCCAAGUACUUCGUAGUAAUUCUUGAUGCUGAUAUGAUCUUCAGAGGCCCAAUUACUCCGUGGGAGUUCAGCGCAGAACGCGGGCGGCCAGUUUCAACCCCCAUACGAGUAAGAUAUAUAGAUAUACUGUAAUUUUUAUGUUCCUAAUGCAUAUAGAUGAUCUCCGGAAUUUUGCUAUGCUAUGGUGGCUGCAUAAAACUGAGGAUGUCUGUGCUGACAAAGCUCAUUAUGUGACAAAAUAUCGCAGGAGAUAUAAUAAAUCUGGGUGGAUUAGUGAGAUCUAUGGUUAUUCAUUCGGUGCAGCAGAGGUACUCGCCACAACGUGAUCGGCUUGGCAUAGAAUUUGCGAAGACACUGAAUGAGGCUCUACGUCUUCAUCAUGGGAGAAAAAACUGCACUGAUCUGAGUACCCCAUCCACCUCAAACUGCACUAAAAACACAAACACAACCAAUUUUCUUUAAGUUGCCUUCGAUCAAGUUUUGCCAUUGCAAAAUCUGCCUCUUCCUCGAACACAUUUUAGAUUUGUCAAAAUGUAUAUUCAGGAUAUCUCAUUUUACUUAUAAUCCCUGAUGAUUGUUUUGAUUUUUUUUAUUCAACUUCUACCAAAUAUGGAUUCAGGGGACCCCGUUCC